Molecule: messenger RNA, 230 nt
Organism: Acaulospora morrowiae
Lineage: Eukaryota; Fungi; Glomeromycota; Glomeromycetes; Diversisporales; Acaulosporaceae
Source: the annotation of a GenBank genome assembly
AUCAAGACCAACAACUUGAGACAGACAAUGACAGCAAAACAACUAUUAACAAAAACAACACCACACCUCUUUUCCAACAAAUCGACACAAUUCUCAUAUGGUCCGACACAGACUCCAGUCCAAGUACAGAUGAACAAAACACUAACACCAACUAUCCAUUAACAUCCACUACCCAUCAACACCCACUACCCAUCAACACCCACUACCCAUCAACACCCACAAAAACAUAA